CUGAGCUAUGAAGCAUCUUGCCAUCCUUGUGUUGUUUUGUCUGACAAUCUGCUCAGCUCAUCCACUGACUGGAGCAGAGAGGAAGGAGGACUCAAGCAUUGAUCUUGUCCAGCAAUACCUAGAGAACUACUACAACCUUACAAAGGAUGUGAAACAGUUUGCUAAAAGAAGGGACAGCAGUCAUGUUGUUAAAAAAAUUCGAGAAAUGCAGAAAUUCCUCGGGUUGGAGGUGACGGGGAAGCCAGACCCUGACACUCUGGCGAUGAUACGCAAGCCCAGGUGUGGUGUUCCUGACGUUGGCCAGUUCACCACCUUCGCUGGCAUGCCCAAGUGGAGGAAAACUCACCUUACCUACAGGAUUGUGAAUUAUACACCGGAUUUGCCAGGAGAGGCUGUUGAUUUGACCAUAGAGAAGGCUCUGGAAGUCUGGGCCAAGGUGACGCCACUUACUUUCUCCAAGGUUUAUGAAGGAGAUGCUGACAUAAUGAUCUCUUUUGUCGUUGGAGCACAUGGAGACUUUUUCCCUUUUAAUGGACCAGGAAACGUUUUGGCUCAUGCCUAUCCACCUGGCCCCGGUUUGUGUGGAGAUGUUCACUUUAAUGACGACCAGCUGUGGCGGGAGGAUAACUCAGGAACCAACUUAUUCCUUGUGGCUGCUCAUGAACUUGGCCAUUCCCUGGGUCUCUAUCACUCGGCUGACCCCAGAGCUUUGAUGUAUUCCAUCUACAAUGCACCCACAGACCUGACCCGCUUCCGCCUUUCCCAAGAUGAUCUGAACGGCAUCCAGUCCCUGUAUGGUCCUCCCCCUUCAUCCCCUGAUGGCCCUGCGGUGCCCACAGAAUCUGUGCCUCCAGGACCUGAAACACCAGCCAUGUGUGACCCUACUUUGUCCUUUGAUGCCAUCAGUUCUCUGAGAGGAGAAAUCCUGUUCUUUAAAGACAGAUAUUUUUGGCGUAGAUCUCACUUGAAUCUCGAACCUGAAUUUCACUUGAUUUCUACAUUUUGGCCCUCUAUCCCAUCAGGCUUGGAUGCCGCCUAUGAAGUUAGUAACAACAAUACUGUCUUUGUGUUCAAAGGAAAUCACUUCUGGGCUAUCAGAGGAACUGAGGUACAAGCAGGCUAUCCAAAAGACAUCCACACCCUGGGUUUUCCUCCAGCCAUGGGGAGAAUAGAUGCUGCUGUUUCUGAUAAGGAAAAGAAGAAAACAUACUUCUUUGUAGAGGACAGUUACUGGCAAUUUGAUGAAAAUAGCCAGUCCAUGGAGCAAGGCUUCCCCAGACUAAUAGUUGAUGACUUUCCAGGAGUUGAGCCAAAGGUUGAUGCUGUAUUGCAGGAAUUUGGAUUUUUCUAUUUCUUCAGCGGACCAUUACAGUUUGAAUUUGACCCAAAUGCCAGGAUGGUGACACGUAUAUUGAAGAGUAACAACUGGUUAUAUUGUUAAAUGCGAAUGAAAGAGAAAGAUUCAUUUUAAAUGAAUUUAAUAAUUAUUCACCUAAUUUAUUAUAAGUCAGAGGGAUGAAUUUUUCCUGCAUGUGCAGUGGCCAAGGAGGAGGAGCCCUACAGGCACUUUCACGUGUCUUGGAGCAUUUAUCUGGACCACUUCACUUGUGGUUGGAUUGCAUUAACUAGAAGUGGGAAACAUUCAUGUACACUCAUCAGAGAACAUAUGU
Suricata suricatta (meerkat) is the source of this 1670-nucleotide messenger RNA. It is a transcript of the gene MMP10, whose product is annotated as matrix metallopeptidase 10. Gene Ontology annotation, cellular component: extracellular matrix. Lineage: Eukaryota; Metazoa; Chordata; Mammalia; Carnivora; Herpestidae. The transcript is spliced from 10 exons. Bases 8 to 1441 code for a protein of 477 amino acids. Gene Ontology annotation, molecular function: metalloendopeptidase activity; zinc ion binding. Gene Ontology annotation, biological process: extracellular matrix organization; proteolysis; collagen catabolic process. The record is from RefSeq and is a predicted model, not a curated record.